AUGUGCAGUCUUCUCUGCCCAGACCUCUUUCUCUUGAAAACUUUGGCAGGAAGUCAGAAAGUUGAGACUAAACCUAGAAUCGCUUUCGGCGACUCAUACACCUACGUGCAAGGAACGCAUGGCCACCAGAACUACAGUUUCAUCGGUGACCAGUUCAACUAUGCAUACGAUGCACAGACUUUACCCUCCGACAUGAUUGUCCAAAAUCAAACCGCAACCGCAGAAGGAGGUCCAAACUGGAUCGAAUACCUCACAAACUGCGGCGUCCAGCCAGGCAUCACCUCACCACUCAGUUGCAAAAAGCAGCUCUGGGACUUUGCCUUUGCCGGCGCAGACAUAUCAACCGAAUACACACCCCUCCACCACAACUUCACCGUCUCCCUCGUAAACCAAAUAACCCAAUUCAAAGAAUACGGCCACGCUACCAUCUCCCACAUCCUCCCGGCGACAGACACCCUAAUCGCAACCUGGAUCGGCAUCAACGAUGUCGGGGAUAGCAGCAAAUACCCGGUGCAUUUCCCAACAUUCUACAAAAACCUCACGAGCACGCUCUUCACCUCAAUCGACGGCUUAUAUACACUAGGCUAUAGAUCCUACCUCCUCCUCGACCUCCCGCCACUAGACCGCACACCGGGCAACCGGGCAACGAGUACACCGCACCCGAACGCGACGCAGGUGGACUGGUACAAUGACGCGUUACGGUCUGGCGCAGAACUAUUUGCUAAAAGGAGGGAUGUCGAGGUAAGGGUAUUUGAUGCGCAUGCGAGAUUGAAUGGGAUUAUGGAUCAUCCGGGACAGUAUGGGAUGGUGAAUAUGACGGGGUUUUGCGCGGGUUAUGAUCAGCCUGAUAUUGAGUUGAAUUACGAAGAUUAUGGCUGUCCGGUGCCGUUGGAUGAGUAUUUCUGGUUUAACUCGAGGCAUUUGACGAGCCAUGUGCAUCGGAUAUUGGCUGAGGAGCUUGAUGAGUGGUUGCAGGGGUAG
Molecule: messenger RNA, 981 nt
Organism: Penicillium cinerascens
Lineage: Eukaryota; Fungi; Ascomycota; Eurotiomycetes; Eurotiales; Aspergillaceae
Product: SGNH/GDSL hydrolase family protein
Exons: 4
Coding region: 1-981 (326 amino acids)
Molecular function (GO): hydrolase activity, acting on ester bonds
Source: RefSeq, a predicted model, not a curated record